Eruca vesicaria subsp. sativa (arugula) is the source of this 2334-nucleotide messenger RNA. NCBI's taxonomy places the organism in Eukaryota, Viridiplantae, Streptophyta, Magnoliopsida, Brassicales, Brassicaceae. The record is from the annotation of a GenBank genome assembly.
GGAAAAGGAAAGCUAAAUAAUCCGACAAAAACAAACCGUCUUCUCUCCCUAUGACUCAUCACUCUGCAUUAUAGUCUUCUAAUCCUCUCUUGACGCAGCAGAAUCUUCUCUCUUCUCUCAUUUCGAAGACGACGAAACAAAUCUCCAAGGAAAAAGUAUAACUGUUGCCUUCUUCAAUGCAUUAAGUGAGCAUUUCCCAAUACUCUUUCCUCUCUCUCUUAAUUUAAAACUUAUUUUGACUUGAUUCUCGCCGGUGGAGUUUGUUCGCCGGCGCAUUUUGUCGGAGGUUAAACUCUUCAUUGCCUUCCCCUUCUUUUUUUUCCUUCUAUAUUCUCUGGAUCUUUCGUUUUCGCUUUCGUCAGCUUCAAGUGUUCAAAGAAAAACCGUCUUUAAGACCUUUUUUCUUUUUUUUUUGACGUUGAAGAUCUUUUGACAAAAGAAAAGCUCUAACAACCUGAAGAAUCUUUUUGAUUCGUAUCUUAACGACUCUUUUUUUUUUUGGUUUGUUUCCUUUUGUCGUCGCAGUCAAGUCUCGCUUCACUCUCUCAUGAUUCAAUUACUCAGCUGAAUCUCCCAAUCUCCUUGUACCGGCCUCUGAUUUGGCAUCGGAAUACAACAAUGUCGCCGUCCAAGAACUCCGAUCCAAUUCUCUAAUUCAAGGAACUUUCGAGUAGAAUCCAAGAACAAAUGUCUCACUCAUGGGAUGGACUCGGAGAAAUCGCGUCAGUAGCUCAGCUCACGGGCCUAGACGCAGUCAAACUCAUAGGUCUCAUCGUCAAAGCCGCGAACACCGCGUGGAUGCACAAGAAGAACUGUCGCCAGUUCGCUCAACACCUCAAACUCAUCGGCAAUUUGCUUGAGCAGCUCAAGAUCUCUGAGCUGAAGAAGUAUCCAGAGACUCGUGAGCCUCUCGAAGGUCUCGAGGAUGCUCUGAGGAGGUCUUAUAUUCUCGUUAAUAGUUGCCGUGACCGGAGCUAUCUCUACCUGUUGGCUAUGGGUUGGAACAUUGUUUACCAGUUUAGGAAGGCUCAGGAUGAGAUUGAUCGCUUUCUCAAGAUCAUUCCUCUCAUCACUUUGGUUGAUAACGCUCGUGUUAGAGAGAGGUUAGAGUAUAUUGAUCGUGAUCAGUUUGAGUAUACUUUGGAUGAGGAGGAUAGACAUGUGCAAGAUGUUAUUUUGAAGCAAGAAUCGACUAGAGAAGCAGCGACUGUGUUGAAGAAGACUCUCUCUUGCUCAUACCCUAACUUGCGUUUCUGUGAUGCUCUUAAAACUGAGAACGAGAAACUGCAGCUCGAGCUUCAGCGUUCUCAGGAGCAUUAUGAUGUGGCGCAGUGUGAAGUUAUUCAGCGUUUGAUUGGUGUUACUCAAACUGUUGCUGAGGUUGAUGGCGGCUCUGAGAAGGAGAUGUCCAAGAAAGCUUCCAAAAAGGCUGACCGUAGUGUUAGUCAUAAGACUGAGUAUUCGUAUGAGGAAGAUCCUCCCAUGAAAAGCACUAGUCGUGCAGCUUCUAGAUCCACUUCUUCUGUUACAUCGGGGCAGGAUAUGCUUUCACGAAGAGCAUCACUGCACCAUGAGGAAUGGCAUACCGACUUACUGGCUUGUUGCGCCGAGCCUUCUCUUUGUGAGUCCCUCUUCUUGAAAGAUUAUUGGCGUUCCACAUUCCAUACGUUCUUGUUUUCUGGAAAUUGUGAAUCAUUUGAUGAUGGAACCGCAGGCUUGAAGACAUUUUUUUUCCCGUGUGGUACUUUGGCAAAGAUUGCCACUGCAGCAACUAACAGGCAUAUCUCUUCAGCUGAAGCAUGUAAUGAGCUAAUGGCAUAUUCUUUGAUACUUUCGUGUUGCUGCUACACUUGUUGUGUAAGGAGGAAACUCCGGAAAACACUCAACAUUACGGGAGGGUUCAUUGACGAUUUUCUAUCUCAUUUUAUGUGUUGUUGCUGUGCUCUAGUCCAAGAACUGCGAGAAGUUGAGAUUCGUGGGGCUUAUGGUACGGAGAAGACGAAAAUAAGUCCGCCUUCGUCGCAGUUCAUGGAACAUUGAAUUCAUAUUCAAUUAAAUACAAAAAGGUGAACUAAACAACGCUAUGUUGUCUCUCUGAACAUGACACGAGAUUCUUCUUCGUGCUACUUUCUUACUGUCUUUUGUCUUCAACCGCUUCUCGCAUGUAAAUUAGUUUUGGAUUCCCAUGGAAAUUUCAGUAAUUGUGUUGUGCAUGAUAGACUAUAGACUAAAACUAAUUCUAUCCUUUUACUUUGAUCAUAUGAUAUAUGAUAGUGUUACGAUUAAGGGUUUCUUAGAUGUUACACAUCCAAGAUGAAGAAUGCAUUAGAUGUU